AUGGAGAUCACAAGCCAGGAAAGUGGCAAUCCCAAAAACACCAUUCCCACUUGCAGUAAUAGCAACAAACGAGACGCAUUCCAGGAACUCGUUACCGCGACUACCACCAAGAAGUGCAAGACUACCAACGAUACCGCCAAAAACGACGACGACGAGGAGAAAAAGGAGGAAGAGGGAGUAGUGCAAGAGUUACCUCAUACUCCAACCACGACGAACGGCACUGACGACGACAACGCCACCGCUAAACCCACGACCACAAGCGCGACGACGACAAAGAGGAGUAGUGGGGAAUGCAAAACCGCCGCAACCCCCUACAACGACGACAAUGACAACGACACCGACGCAUAUCACACUAUGACGAGUAGUAAUGACGACAUCGCCACAGAACUUACUAUCGCCACCACAGCGACCGCGACCGCGUCAAAAAAGAAAAACAAGAAGAUCGUAUCAGCACCGCCUAUGAAGAAGGACAAGCACAUUGCUGAGAACAGCGUACGGAUUAUCACACCCACUCUAAACGCCAAGAACAGCCAGGGUAUGGAUCAGACCCUUCCUUUCACACCGCCCGCAUCCGCGUCCGCAUCAGGAUCUGAGGAAUCCCCAAAGCAACCAAUCGACGACGAAGCUGACAACCUCAAGGGACAUACGGAUGAGGAAUGGUUCUCGUUGAUGGGAUGGCAUUUUUCGGAGAAUAAAGAUCAUGACUUUGUUGACAAGCAUGGCAAGUUAUAUAACUAUGAAAACCACUUUGACCGGUUCGAGUUUAUCCAAGACAAGAUCCAGAGCCUGGUGUAUGACCGAUUGAAGAACAAAUAUGGAUUUGAACAGAUUGCUGUUGCUCAGAACAAGGGUACAUCUGCACCCGGCGGAGGCGAUCAUCACCGAUUCCCACGGAUAUUCAUUUCGUCUGGUGCACGUACAAACCCAACUAUGUUGGUGCUGGUACCAAAGAUGGGCGGAGAGUCACCUGGGCAGUGGGACAAGGACUUGUUCACGACAGGAGAAAAGGGAAACUUUUUGUUUGCAUCCCAGUUUCCUUAUAUCGACUUGGCGCUGGAGCAAGGAUGGGGUGUGGUGCUGUGUGACCCUAACGGAGGCGACCUUUAUGAUUCGGACGAGUACCGCGAGGCGCAUGUGCAGUACGUCUGGGACGACAUUGUCCAACCCUCGAAGGCGACGUGUGUGAUGUAUGUUGCCUUUGGUGAAGGAACCGAUGCAGUAUUGUCUAUCCUCGACAGCUCCCGCGCGGCGGAGUUCAGGGAACGAGUCAAGGCUGCUGUGCUACUGGAUGGAACUACAGGAGACAAACGGGAAGAGAAACUGGACCGUGCAUGGCUGAACAAACAUGCGCGUUCGUUCAUGGCCAAGAACGGAUCAUCGCCAGGUCGAAACGGGAUCAAAGUCAAUGGAGUCAGCAUGGCUUGUCCACGAAAACUCGAACUUCAGCUCAGUCAGGCAGUAAGAGCGCCUCCAGCACGAAAGGCAGCACCAAAGCCGGUUCACGAGGCGUGA
Linnemannia hyalina is the source of this 1512-nucleotide messenger RNA. The record is from the annotation of a GenBank genome assembly. Lineage: Eukaryota; Fungi; Mortierellomycota; Mortierellomycetes; Mortierellales; Mortierellaceae.